Messenger RNA from Panthera uncia (snow leopard), 5563 nucleotides. It is a transcript of the gene NFATC3, whose product is annotated as nuclear factor of activated T cells 3. Gene Ontology annotation, biological process: cytokine production; calcineurin-NFAT signaling cascade; regulation of transcription by RNA polymerase II. Gene Ontology annotation, molecular function: transcription factor binding; RNA polymerase II cis-regulatory region sequence-specific DNA binding; DNA-binding transcription factor activity, RNA polymerase II-specific. The coding region runs from base 1 to 2379 and encodes 792 amino acids. Lineage: Eukaryota; Metazoa; Chordata; Mammalia; Carnivora; Felidae. The record is from RefSeq and is a predicted model, not a curated record. Gene Ontology annotation, cellular component: transcription regulator complex. The transcript has 10 exons.
AUGGGGCGGAGCCAUUGGGCUAGCAGGGGCGCUAGUGGCCUAUGCGCAGCACGCUCUGAUGGGCGCGCGGCACCAGCGACGGGUUGUGACGGCGGCUCCUGGUGCGGCUCGGCGCGUGGCCAGCUCUCAAGUUCGGAACGGAACGCUCGGUGUCACGGUCCCUGCGCGGAAACUUUGCCGCGGAGCCGCGACCUCCUGGCCCGAGCGGCCGGGCAUGAAGCGGCGCUGAGGAGCUGCCGCCGCCGCUGCCGCCGCCUCCGUCGCCGCCGCCGCCAGAGGAGGAGCCGCAGCACCCUGGGCCACGCCGAUGACUACUGCAAACUGUGGCGCCCACGACGAACUCGACUUCAAACUCGUCUUUGGCGAGGACGGGGCGCCGGCGCCGCCGUCCUCGGGCUCGCGGCCUGCAGCACAUCUUCAUUACCUCCACUAGACUGGCCUUUACCAACUCAUUUUGGACAAUGUGAACUGAAAAUAGAAGUGCAACCUAAAACUCAUCAUCGAGCCCAUUAUGAAACUGAAGGUAGCCGAGGAGCAGUAAAAGCAUCUACUGGGGGACAUCCUGUUGUCAAGCUCCUGGGCUAUAAUGAAAAGCCGAUAAAUCUACAGAUGUUUAUUGGAACAGCAGAUGAUCGAUAUUUACGACCUCAUGCAUUUUACCAGGUGCAUCGAAUCACUGGGAAGACUGUUGCUACUGCAAGUCAAGAGAUAAUAAUUGCCAGCACAAAGGUUCUGGAAAUUCCCCUUCUUCCUGAAAACAAUAUGUCAGCCAGUAUUGACUGUGCAGGUAUUUUGAAACUCCGCAAUUCAGAUAUAGAACUUCGAAAAGGAGAAACUGAUAUUGGCAGAAAGAAUACUAGAGUACGACUUGUAUUCCGUGUGCACAUCCCACAGCCCAAUGGAAAAGUCCUUUCUCUUCAGACAGCUUCCAUACCUGUUGAGUGCUCUCAGCGGUCUGCUCAAGAACUUCCUCAUAUUGAGAAGUAUAGUAUCAACAGUUGUUCUGUAAAUGGAGGUCAUGAAAUGAUUGUGACUGGAUCUAAUUUUCUUCCAGAAUCCAAAAUCAUUUUUCUUGAGAAAGGACAAGAUGGACGACCUCAGUGGGAGGUAGAAGGGAAAAUAAUCCGGGAAAAAUGUCAAGGGGCUCACAUUGUCCUUGAAGUUCCUCCAUAUCAUAACCCAGCAGUUACAGCUGCAGUGCAGGUGCACUUUUAUCUUUGCAAUGGCAAGAGGAAAAAAAGCCAGUCUCAACGUUUUACUUAUACACCAGUUUUGAUGAAGCAAGAACACAAAGAAGAGGUUGACUUGUCUUCAGUUCCGUCAUUGUCUGUGCCUCAUCCUGCCCAGACCCAGAGGCCUUCUUCAGACACAGGACACCGACAUAACAGUGUACUGUCAACACAGAGAAGCUUGGUUUGUCCCAUCCAGCAAACAUAUGCAUCCAUGGUAACUUCAUCUCAUCUGCCACAGUUGCAGUGUAGGGAUGAAAGCGCUGGUAAAGAGCAGCAUAUGUUACCUUCUUCAGUCAUGCACCAGCCUUUUCAAGUCACACCAACACCUCCUGUGGGGUCUUCCUAUCAGCCUAUGCAAACUAAUGUUGUGUACAACGGACCAACUUGUCUUCCAGUUAAUGCUGCCUCUAGUCAAGAAUUUGAUCCGGUUUUGUUUCCACAGGAUGCAGCUCUUCCUACUUUAAUAAAUCUUGGCUGUCAACCAUCGUCAUCCAUACCUUUUCAUUCUUCAAAUUCAGGCCCAACAGGACAUCUCUUAGCCCACACACCUCAUUCGGUACAGACCCUGCCUCAUCUGCAGUCAAUGGGAUACCAUUGUUCAACCACAGGACAGAGAUCUCUUUCUUCUCCAGGGGCUGACCAGGUCGCAGGCCAGCCUCCCCCUCAGUUACAGCCCAUUACAUAUGGUCCUUCACAUUCAGGGUCUGGUACAGCAGCUUCCCCAGUAGCCUCUCAUCCCCUGGCUAGUUCACCACUUUCUGGGCCACCAUCUCCUCAGCUACAGCCUAUGCCUUACCAAUCUCCUAGCUCAGGAACUGCCUCAUCACCAUCUCUAGCCACCAGAAUGCAUUCUGGACAGCACUCAACUCAAGCACAAAGUACAGGCCAGGGAGGUCUUUCUGCACCUUCAUCCUUAAUAUGUCACAAUUUGUGUGAUCCAGCUUCAUUUCCACCUGAUGAGGCAACUGUGAACAUUAAGCCUGAACCUGAAGAGCAGGAACCUAACUUUUCAACAAUUGGUCUACAGGACAUCACUUUAGAUGAUGACCAGUUUAUGUCUGACUUGGAACACCAGCCAUCAGGUUCAGCAGAGAAAUGGCCUAACCACAGUGAGCUCUCAUGUCCAGCUCCUUUCUGGAGAAUCUAGAGGGUGAGUGUUGAUUGAAAUGUGUCAUUGUUUUUAUACCCAAGUCUGGUAUUUGCAUGCAGUGGCUGGAUUUGCAUGUGCUACAGAGGAUGGGGUAUACAUGGGCAUCUUGGUAGGUCCACUCAUUAUCUUUGGAGCUACACUUUGACUGCAAGACUCUGCUUUUUAUUAAAAAAAAUUUUUUUUAACGUUUAUUUAUUUAUUUUAAGAGAAAGAGUGAGAACUUGUGUAAGUGGGGGAGGGGCUGAGAGGGAGAGAGAAUCCCAAGCAGGCUCUACGCUGUCAGGGCAGAGCCCGAUCCCAGGAACUGUGAGAUCAUGACCUGAGCCAAAAUCAAGAGUCAGAUGCUUAACUGACUGAGCCACCCAGGGCCCCAAGACUCUGCUUUUUAUUUGUUUAUUUAAUUUAUUUUUGAGAGAGAGAACGUGAGCUAGGGAAGGGCAGAGAGAGAAGGGUACUGAGGAUCCAAAGCAAGGUCCAUGCUGACAGCAAUGAGCCUGAUGCAAGGCCUGAACCCAUGAACCAUGAGAUAAUGACCCGAGCCGAAGUUGGAGGCUCAACUGACCCACCCAGGCACCCCAAAACUACUUUAUAAAUCGAACCAUAUUCAGGCUUGUACACUAGUACUUAUGAAUUUAAUCUGGUUUGAGUAGAAAGCAAGUGUUUAACUGAAUUUAUUAAAUCAAAGCAGAGAAGCCCAUCUGUAAGAAUUCUAUGGCUUGGGGGUGCCUAGGUGCCUCAGUUGGUUAAGCAUCUGACUCUUGAUUUCAGUUCAGGUCAUAAUCUCACAGUUCAUGAAAUCGAAGCCAACAUCAGGCUCUGUGCUGACAGUGCAGAGCCUGCUUGGGAUUCUCUCUUUCUCCCUCUUUCUCCACCUCUCUUUCUCUUUCAAAAUAAGUAAAUAAACUUUAAAAAAAUUCUAUGGCUUGGGUGCUGAGUAAACUUGGUUGUCAGUCAAGUGUAUAAGUCUGCUCAUCUCUGGUCAAUCAAGUACUCUUAAGUUUUGACGUGAGACAGUUUGGAAUGAAAAUAAAGCAGGACAUUUUAUCCAUGUGCCAGAGGAAACCUGGAUCCUUUACCCUUGAGCCUCCCCUGUAGACCCAUGUGUGCAUUCCUAAUAAUUCUUCUGGGACUCCAUUUGGAAAGAAUCCAUAUAAGUGAAGUCUGCAUGAGGGAGGGGGCUGGGCCUCAAGCCACUCUACCUCAGCAACCCACCAGGAACACAACUCUCCCUCACUAUCAUGCAGCUCCUUUCUUUGAAGACUCUGAAAGCUUCUGAAGGGUGCCUGGGUGGCUCAGUUUGUUUAAGUAUCUAACUUCGACUCAGGUCAUGAUCUCACGGCUCAUGAGUUUGAACCCUGAGUUGGGCUCUGUGCUGACUGCUCAGAGCCUGGAGUCUGCUUCAGAUUCUGUGUCUUCCUCUCUCUCUACCUGCUCGUGCUCACUCUCUUUCUCUCAAAAAUAAACAUUAUGAAAAAGAUUUUUAAAAUUUUUUUUCAACAUUUUUAUUUAUUUUUGGGAGACAGAGUGAGCAGAGGAGGGGCAGAGAGAGAGGGAGGCACAGAAUCCAAAGCAGGCUCCAAGCUCCGACCUGUCAGCACAGAGCCCGGCAUGGGGCUCAAACCUACCAACUGUGAGAUCAUGACCUGAGCUGAAGUCGGACACCCAACCGACUGAGCCACCCAGGCACCCAUGAAAAAAAAUUGUUUUUUAAAUGUUUUUAUUUAUUUUUGAGACACAGAGAGUCAGAGCAUGAGCAGGGGAGGGGCAGAGAGAGAGGGAGACACAGAAUCGGAAACAGGCUCCAGGCUCUGAGCGGUCAGCAUAGAGCCCAACACGGGGCUUGAACUCAUGGACUGUGAGAUCAUGACCUGAGCUGAAGUCGGACGCUUAACCGACUGAGCCACCCAGGUGCUUCGUGAAAAUUUUUUCUAAUUGAGAAAUAGAAUAAAGACUCUGAAAGCCACUGAGAACAUAUGUGAUAGAAAUUAUAAAUAUAUAAGUUGUAAUUCUCAACAUGCCAUUUGAAUUUAAAUUUAAUGAAUUUAGAUUUGGAAGGGAACUACCCAGAUCUUUAUAUAUGAGAUACUAAGCCUCCUGAUUAGACAAGGCACCAAAACAUUGGCUUCUCCCAGAAACUGAGCCUACCCUGGUCUCACAUCACUCUUGUCUCUAGUCAUGAGAGGAGUAGAAAUAGCAACUAAAUUCCUGCAUCUGUCUAAGGAGAGUUAUAACCUGAAGGUUUUUUUUUUUAAUUGAAGUAUAGUUGACAUAUAAUAUUCUGUUACAUUUCAGGUGUCUAUCACAGUGAUUUGCUAUUUUUAUACAUUACAAAAUGAUGCUUGUGAUAAGGCUAGUUGCCACCUCUCACCAUAAAAAGUUACUACAAUAUUACUGACUAUAUUUCCUAUGCUGUACAUUACAACCCCAUGACUUGUCUGUUUUAUAGCUGGAAGAUUAAGUAAUUCACCCUAGUUAUAUCUCAGCUGAACCAAAGAUUAAAGUUUGCUCUCUUUUAGAGUUUACCCCAUAGCUCUUCCCUUGCAUGAAGCAAUAAGUAAGUUGGUCCUAGUGAUCUUGGUAAGAAGCAUUUCUGUGGAAUGAGGGGAUCAAUGUAUGACUAAGGGGUGAACAGGAAGUAAGAACAUAGAAACAGCAGGCAGUGUAGAUAACUCCUUUAAGAUAUUAAGCAAUCAUAGCACCUGGGGGUGGUUCAGUUGGUUAAGCAUCUGACUUCAGCUCAGGUCAUGGUCUCAGAGUUUGCGAGUUCAAGUCCUGCAUCAGGUGAACACAGGGCGUGCUUCAGUUGGGGCCUGCUUUGGGUGAGUCCUGCAUCUCUCUCCCAGUCUUUUUCUCUGUCCCUCGUGGGAUAUUCUCUCUCUCUCUCUCUCUCUCUCUCUCUGUCUCUCUCUCUCCCUCUCCUCCCUCCCCCCUCCCCCGCUCCUCACUCACUUGUUCCCUCUCUAAACAAACAAAAAAGCUGUCUUUGCCAAGUCCUCCAAAAAAAAAAAAAAAAAAAGUUAAGCAAUGAAAGAAAAAAUAGAUAUAGAGGGUUACAUGGAGUCUAGGGUUUUUAUUUGUUUGCUUGCUUGUUUAAGAUAGACAUACAUACUUGUCAAUGUUGAGAAAGAUCCAGAAGGGAAGAUAGGUAGAUCAGUUGAAGAGCUGGAAGAGUGAAGAAAAA